This is a messenger RNA of Tachysurus vachellii, 2220 nucleotides long. RefSeq names its product apoptosis, caspase activation inhibitor (gene aven). Gene Ontology annotation, biological process: negative regulation of G2/M transition of mitotic cell cycle. Lineage: Eukaryota; Metazoa; Chordata; Actinopteri; Siluriformes; Bagridae. The transcript is spliced from 6 exons. The record is from RefSeq and is a predicted model, not a curated record. Bases 34 to 1068 code for a protein of 344 amino acids.
GUUACAUUAGAGUGUGUGUCGGCAUUCUCAGGGAUGGAGGGUAGACCGAUCAGGGGACGUGGUGGGCAGUGGAGAAGAGGCGGCAGUGCCGGAGGUGAUGACUGCGGGGCUUCUGGAGACCGGAGAGGACGCGGCAGAGGCGGCCAUCACCGCGGAAGAGGGAAAAGGGACCAUUAUCGCGGAAGAGGCCGCGGUUUUCCUGAGGCUGCUGCUGGCGACUUUUCUCGCCGAGGUCAAGAUGAACAGGAUGACAAAGAAAACGCUGAAGACCAAAUGCCAGCAAUCUAUUCCAGGAGAAAGCUGGAGUCUAACUGGGUUCGUUAUGAGGAAUCGGAGAAAGAGGAGGUGAACGACGGUGUUCCAGAGCAGAGAGGGACAGACUAUCACAUUCUCCUGACUUCUGCAGGUGACUCCUACACUCAGUUCAGGUUUUCUGAGGAGAAAGACUGGGAGGUGGAUUCACUAGGAACUAAUCAGGUGCCCGCUCUCUUUGUAGACCUGGAAGUGUUAGCUCGGACUCUUCAGGAGCUGCCACUGCACCAGAGGCUCGACUUGGAGCCUAGUCUUGUUCAGGAGAUGACUCCAGUAGAUCUCCCAUCAAUAACGGUACUGAACAAAGUGGGUGCAGUAAUCAGUGGCUUUAAGCCUCCUGCUCCAGGACUCUCGGGUCACGGUCCAGGCUCAUGUGGAUCGCGGCCUGUCCAGCCUGUUCGAGGCCCCAACGUGAGCCAUCACACCUCCAUUGCAGUGAUCAGCCCUGAGGAUGAUUCUGAAAAGGAGCUGGAACAACUUCUGGGAUUACAGAAACCUGACAUAUGCCUUUCUCUAGCUGAGUCAAUAACCUCAAACUCUGUAGAGACAGAACCUGUUAGUUCAGGGGAAGCUGCACCACUGGCAGAGGAGAUGGAACAACAGGUGAUUGAAGAGGACCAGGCAAAAACUGAAAAGGAGACAAAGCUGAACCAGCAGAAGCCUGAAGAAUUGCAGCAGAAAUCUGAGCUCAGUGAAACAAAGCAAGAGAUGACUGAGGAAGAUCUCGAAGACUGGCUAGACAGCAUGAUUUCCUAAAUAACUGAGCAAAACUCAGAGAAAAGCAAUUCUAGGCAUGAACAUGAACCUCCAUGUCGGAAAGGGCCUCCUUAAGGAUCCCAUUUCUGAGCUCCCAUUGAUUAAAAAAGAACUGUUAACAGAUUAAAAACCUGCUGUUAAUGUGUAUUGAUGCCUUAUAGAUGAAGGCAUAUGCCUUCGGUCAGAAGCCAUUACUGUAUAUGUGCUGUGAAUCAGUGCAGGCUUGAUUAUGAGUUGUGUAUAUGUGCAGCAAAUGACAGGCAGGAUUUAUUGCAUUGAUCACUUUAUUGUGUUUUUGUCCUCUUCUCCCAAAUGAAACACAAUGCACCAAAGCUUCUAAAUACAUAGAAAUGGGGAAACAGUAAUGGUUUACAAUUUUGCCUUAUUACUGUUAGUGUUACCCUAAUGUUCUCAGCUUUGGGUUGUCGUAUCGAUUUCCUUUAAUGCCAGCAGAGAUUGUAAGCUUGUAAGCUUUGGCUAUUAAGAAGAAAUCAAAAAAAAGAAAUAUCAGCAGUUGUGCAUUUUUACUUCAAAUUUUAAAUAAAUCCUCAAAACUAAUCUAGGUAAGUUAAUCUAAAACACAGGCUUGCUACACAUAUGAGGAGGGACAAAAAUGUUUUGCAUAGUCGUUUUCAUAAGGCACUUUGUCGAUUAAAUAAUCUAAUGGGCUCAUGGAUCCAUGUUCUGUAUUUUGACAUUCUGCAUGCCGCCUGUUGCGUUACUACGUUAUGAGGCAUUGCACAUUCUACACCAUAAAUGUUCAUUCUUUAGUUGAAUAACAAGAAAAGAAGGUUGUGCAUAUUUGUUCAUUCACUCAGCAUGUCUAAGGAAUAAUUCACUCAAAAAUAUUUCAGCUAUUAAUGAUCAGUGGCUGAUGGGUUCCUGUUAGCAUUAUGUGAAAUACAGUGGGCCAACUGGUCCUGACUAGCAUCAUUCACUGAUAACUAUUUGAUAUGUUGUAUUUUUUCUUUUUUUUUUUCUUGUGUGUGUAUAUAUAAUUUUAUGUUAUGUUAAAUAACAUGUUCCUCAGGUGUGCUCUCACAGCUUACUGUGCAGUGUAAGCGGAUAAAAGGCAAUAAAAUGUCAAAAGAACCUGGGAGUUCUUUAAAGAUCAUUAAAUGUCAUGUUUUGACAGGUAGGAAUUUGGCACCA